AUGGCGACGGAAGAGGUAGCAUGUUUCAUUGAACAAGUAAUCUACAGAUUUGGACGGAAGCUGGUGGUGCUUUCACCGACAUUUGAUCAUGACCUUUAUGACGGUGUAACACUACCACAUUUUCAUGCUGGAGGGUACGAGGCGAGGCUCGUUGCCCUGGGUUCAGACAAGCAAACUUUCUUGUUCCAUCCUGCAAUCUUUUAUGGACUCGGUCUUGGAACGAAAACUCAGGAUUCAGAGGGACCGCACAAUUAG
Molecule: messenger RNA, 255 nt
Organism: Plasmopara halstedii
Lineage: Eukaryota; Oomycota; Peronosporomycetes; Peronosporales; Peronosporaceae
Exons: 2
Coding region: 1-255 (84 amino acids)
Source: RefSeq, a predicted model, not a curated record